AUGCUCGGCGCAGCAAUAGGUGCCGUCGAUGACCCCUCCUUAGUUCUUGGAGGAGUGACGGGCGAGACGCGCUCGUCCGAGCCGCCUGACGGCGCCGGUGGUGCGAAACUCUCGCCGCCUCACGCGGAUUCGCUUAGAGACGCUUCCGACGGUGUCGCCGCUGUAGAGAGUACAAGCAGCGCCGCAGAGUCCGACGCGUCUACUGCGCCGCGCGGACUCGCCGGAGGUGGCGGAGACGCUGUGGAGGACCGCGGUGCGAGCGACGAGAAAGCGCAGACGGCGGAGGAGGGACGCGCUGUAGCGGACGGAAACCCGGCGGAAGGGAUGGUGGGGGGCGGAGGGGCGGAGCGGAAUGGGGGGAUGCAGAGCGCCGCUGUAGGCGACCGCGGGCAUGCCGCGACGGAAGGCGUGGGGGGGGCGGCGGCGGACGAGGGGGAGGCUGAGUUGGUGGAGAAGAACGAGGGGGAAGCGACGGGGAGAGGGGAGGCGGAGGGAAGCCGAAAGGAGGAGAGGAAGGACGAGAGCAGCGGCAAAGAGCAGAAUGCAGGGGGACAGGGGGUGAACGGGGAGGUGGAAGGAGGGGAGGGAAAGACGGAGGGGAGUGAGGGGGUUGCAGGGCGGCAGCAGGGCAGCAGGCGGGGGAGGUUGCGGGAGAUGGUGCGGCGCGCGGAGCAGCAGCGGCGCGUGGUGGGGUACCUGGACGUGGGCAGGGAGGUGGCGCGCUCCGUGGAGCGCCACCACCGCGCACAGCACGGCGCGGGCGCGCCUAGGGGUGAGGGGCAGGCAGGCGGGGGGAAUGGGGGCGAAGGGCAGGGGGGGCACGGGGACAGGGAGCACGGUGGUGGGGCGGGCAAACUCCCACUCCAGCACGGCCACGCGCCUCACCACGCCUUCACGGAUUCCGCCCCCCUGCACGCCCCCCCGCUCGCGCCCCUGCACGCGCCCCUGCACGCCCCCCACUCCCCCCUCCGCGCGGGCGGGCGGUUGCAGCAGCUGCAGGCGGAGGAGUGGGGAGGCGGCGGGGAGGGGGGCAUGGGGCGCGACGUGAGCACGAACAGCAACAUGGGCGCGGCGGAGUGGCUGGAGGGGUGUUUGGAGGAGGAGGAGGAGUGGCAGCAGUGGCGCAUCGACCCGCAGCAGCUGGUCAUCAAGAGCUUCCUUGCACGCGGCACGUAUGGCUCCGUGCACCGCGGGGAGUACCGCGGGAAGCAGGUGGCUGGUGCGUUGCAGGUAUAUGGGGCAUGGGUGAAGCUGAUGGAUUGGGGCGAGGUGGACAAGGCAUCGCGUGCCAAGCUCACAUUCCUGCGAGACGUGUUUGCACAGGAGGUGCUCGUUUGGAGCACACUGGAGCAUAAGAACAUCUGCCAGUUCGUGGGGGCGCUGCUGGGCGGGCCCGACUCGUACACCUUUCCGUCGACGGUGGAGGACCACCGGGGCGUGCUGCACGUGGGCAGCCAUUUCGUGGGGGCGCUGCUGGGCGGGCCCGACUCGUACACCUUUCCAUCCACGGUGGAGGAUCACCGGGGCGUGCUGCGAGUGGGCAGCCACGUGUGCUGCGUGGUGCUGGAGUUCCUGGCGGGCGGCACGCUGAAGCAGCUGCUCAUGAAGCACUAUCACAAGAAGCUCUCCGUGCACCGUGUCGUGCACCUGGCACUGGAUAUUGCUGAGGGGUUGGAGGUGGUGAAGAUAGCAGAUUUUGGGGUGUCACGGGUGAAGUCGGACAGCAGCACCAUGCACCACAAGACCGGCACCUACGGCUACAUGGCGCCUGAGGUGUUGAAGGAGCGGCCGUACGACCACAAGGCGGACGUGUACAGCUACGGCAUCCUGCUGUGGGAGAUCUACUGCUGCGACAACCCCUUCCCCUACUCCGACCUCGACCCCACUGAGAUCGCCUCCACUGUCAACCAGGGCCUGCGGCCGGACAUCCCAUCGUGCUGCCCGCCACAGCUGGCGGAGCUGAUGCGGCGGUGCUGGCACGGCGAGGCGGGCAAGCGGCCGGACAUGAGUGAGGUGGUGAGGCGCCUCAAGGCUAUUGACUGCCGCCACGCCACGCCCAUGCGCCCCGUGGAGGGCGAUGACUCCUCCUGCUCCCUCAUGUGA
This is a messenger RNA of Closterium sp. NIES-65, 2103 nucleotides long. The record is from the annotation of a GenBank genome assembly. NCBI's taxonomy places the organism in Eukaryota, Viridiplantae, Streptophyta, Zygnematophyceae, Desmidiales, Closteriaceae.